AUGACGCUUCUAUCAAAGCCAAGCAUCUCAAUGGAAGAUAUAAGAAACACCAUCGACACUUACAUCAAGGGACUUUCAGAUGAGCUCUACACUUUGAACAAGCAGGCAAGACUCUCCUUUCAAGAAUUCAAAGCUCAAACUCAUAUUUCCGACUUCCUUGAACAACAAGGCCAUUCAGUUCAACGCGGGGCUUACAGCCUACCUACAUCCCUCGAGUCUAUAUAUGGCUCCAAAGGCCGAUGCGUCAACUUCAACGCGGAAUAUGAUGCCCUUCCUGGCCUUGGCCAUGCUUGUGGUCACAACCUGAUCGCUAUAGCCAGUGUUGCUGCUUAUCUCGCUUUGACACAUACUUUGAGGAAGUAUGGUAUUGACGGAAGAGCGCAGUUACUAGGUACGCCUGCUGAGGAGGACGGCGGAGGGAAGAUUCUCCUCCUCAAUGCUGGGGCCUAUGAGAAAGCCGAUCUUUCUCUGAUGAUUCACCCUUUUGUGGAAGACCAAUUCCGUCCAAACGGUACAAUCGGAUCCGCCGGCCAAAGCAGCAUCGCAAUCGUCGAUUUAAUCGCCGAAUUUCGCGGCACCAGCGCCCACGCUUCCGGAAACCCAUGGGACGGAAUAAACGCCCUUGACGCACUGGUAGCUUCAUACAAUAACAUAUCAAUGCUACGACAGCAGAUAAGGCCAGAUGAGCGUAUCCACGGAUGCAUUCUUCAAGCACCAAAGAUCACGAAUGCGAUACCAGAGUAUACAAAGGUCAAGUUCUCGAUUCGAAGUCCAAAGAUGAACUCCCUGAAGAAGUUGAGUCAGCGGGUGCGGCAUUGUCUUGAGGCAGGAGGGUUGGCUACGGGCUGUGAGGUUGAGAUAACUGAAGACCUGGCGUAUGCUGAUCUCUGGGUCAAUGAUCCUCUAUGUUCUCUGUUUAAGCAACAUAUGAAUUUACUUGGUGUUCCGCUGUCUCAAGGGAGUCAAAGCGAGAAUAUCGGUGGUUCGACUGAUAUGGGGAAUGUUAGCCAGAUUAUCCCUGGCCUGCAUGCGAUUGUCGGGAUCGAAGCACCAAAGGGCACGUUCCCACACAAUCAUGCUUUUGCAGAGGCUGUUGGUGCGAAGGAUGCUCAUUUGAGGAUUCUCGAAGCUGCGAAAGGAAUGGCUUUAACGGCGUGGUCUGCGAUUGUCGACGAUAAGGUGUUUGCUGAGAUUCAGGACCAUUUUGACAAGAUGAGGAAGACAGCCGAGAACUUGGGUCUAUGA
Messenger RNA from Fusarium odoratissimum NRRL 54006, 1245 nucleotides. RefSeq lists its product as uncharacterized. The record is from RefSeq and is a predicted model, not a curated record. Gene Ontology annotation, molecular function: dipeptidase activity. NCBI's taxonomy places the organism in Eukaryota, Fungi, Ascomycota, Sordariomycetes, Hypocreales, Nectriaceae. The transcript has 3 exons. The coding region runs from base 1 to 1245 and encodes 414 amino acids.